Anopheles merus is the source of this 7659-nucleotide messenger RNA. RefSeq lists its product as uncharacterized. The record is from RefSeq and is a predicted model, not a curated record. NCBI's taxonomy places the organism in Eukaryota, Metazoa, Arthropoda, Insecta, Diptera, Culicidae. The transcript is spliced from 13 exons. Bases 2059 to 5964 code for a protein of 1301 amino acids. Gene Ontology annotation, biological process: G protein-coupled receptor signaling pathway; intracellular signal transduction; regulation of G protein-coupled receptor signaling pathway.
CUCCCACACACUCACACACACACACACAAGCGCGGGUCGGUGAAACGUUUUUAUAGUUUGUCUUCCAGCUCCAGUCAUAGCAAGACUUCCUCUGCGAUGAGUUUACAUAACCCGCUCUAGGUGCGCCAAACUGCUGCUACUUGCGGGGACGUUUUGUUUGCAUUAUUUCGGGUCUGGCGUAGUGGGAGGGAGUCUUGGGCCUGUGCUGUUGGUGCCAAUUGUUCCAAUCGUUCUCGGGCUACCAUACCAGCGCUAAACGGCCACUAGUCAGUGACGACAGCCCAGAGAUCAGGCACGAGUCAAAAUCAGACCAACCGAACCACUGAAUUGUGAAUUGAUAGUGUUCAGGCACCCAAGAUUGUGACGGUGGAUGGAGUAGAGAGGACGGGCGGCGACAUGCAACACGCUUGAUUCAGUCGAUACAUGAGGGGGUGACAUCGAGAUGGGCCAGGGGCUCGAACCGUCAACUGCAGAUCUCUUUCUGUUCUCCCGGUCGCAGCCCCCCCAGCUUCCGUCUCGUACCGAUUUCUUCGAGCGAUCGAAGAAGCAAGCGCAUACUAGGGACAACAGUAUAGGCAGCAGCAGCAGCAGCAGCAGCGAGCGAGGAAGCGGCAACGGCAACGGAAAGAGCAGCGGCGACGUACGGUUUGCGCUGACCAGCAGCAGCACAGACACACCAGCAGCUGCCCAUCACGCACGGUGGCAACGGUGGCCCGCACUAUCACAUCACCACCAUCACCACCACUACUACUACUAUUACUACCACUACUACAGCUACUUGCCGCAGUACAUCGGUGCGAUUGGCGCACGCGGUGGAUGCCGUACGUUUGACGUACUCUUCAAACUUUCAUGAGUUUUCAACUAACGCACGCAACAAUGGAGUUUGGCUAGGAAAGGAACGUCGUCAGUGAUCUGCGCUUCAGGUGAAACUAAUCUCGUACAAAGAGAGACAGAGAGCGAAAGAGCGCGAGAGAGCGAACGAAGGCAAAUGUAGUUGACACAUCAAACACACACAUACACACAGAUCCACACUGACGCACGUGUGACCGAACUCCAGUAACACAGCAACAACAGCAGCAGCAGCAGCAGGAGCAGCAGCAAAAAGAAACAAUACUAAAAGCAACAACCGAAAACGACUACUACUGCAGACACCUAUACACAACCUUCUGGGAAGCAGAGCAGCUAAACCAGGCAACAACCGUCACACACCUAUACACAAACACAUACCGUCUGGAGGCGCUUCCGAAACCAUAUCCACAAUCCAAUACGGGUAUUGUUCCCCUUCAUCCGUUUUGCUUUUGUCAACCACGCAUCACCACGCUCGACGUGCGGACACUGCCGGUCAAGCAGUAACGUGUACGUGUGUGUAAGGAAAGGCUCUAGCACAGAGAAAGCGAGAGCGAGCGUACAGCACGACGCCCAGUAUUACGGCAGCGCACCGGCCGUGUCUGCUUGCGAGUAUCAUCGAGCACACUCAAUCGCCUAACCUUAGCACCAGUAGAUGAACCGUGCGCCAUGGUUGCGUCCACCCAGUGAGCGCAAUCGUAUCGCAACUCUCCAGUAACAACAAUAUCUGUAAGACUCUGUUACAAUACCGCCAGUACCUUUGCUACUACUACUACUACUACUACUCCUACUACUGCUAGUAUUUCUACUACUACUACUACUGCUACUACUGUGCUAUCGUCUACACUCUUUUACCCUGUCUGUGGUUAAGACAUCCACCGUACACUAGUAGAUAGUUUGGUCCACCGUUGGACUCAGGGCCCCCAAUCGACAGUGUCAGCAGGAUCUGGGAAUCUGGGCGUUAAACCUCCUACCAAUCCGAUUCAGGAAAUCGGGAGCCAAUCAAUAGCAGUACUAUUCACACAAAAAACACCAACAAUCAAUAGCCUGUCCCUCAGCAGCCUCGAUACCCGAUAAUCACGACUACCAGCUAGGACGACUCUCAAGCUAGGGAGUUUUUCCCCUCAAAAACCAAACUUUUGAUACUAACGCAAGGUGCUCAGACUCUAACGGCACCGGAUCCUCAAAAAUCCGCCCCUCUCAGCGAACAGAAUGGCCAUGGAUCCGCCCGACGUAGUGCUGUCGCCGGAGCGCGAGAGCAGCCUGGUAGCGACCGCUGGCAGCAGCAGUGGUGGUGGUGGCAGCAAGUCGACCACGGCCGCACUGCUCCAGCUACAGCACCGGGCAGCCCAUCCACAGACCCCACCGGCUGCGUUUCAUCUGACCGGCGGCGGUGUAGGCGAGCCGGCACUGCAUCAGCAGCGCUCGGCACUGCUGGUGCAGCAGUCCUCUACCACUACGACGCCACCAGGCAGUAGUGGUGGUGGGUCUGCUGCUGCUACUGCUGGAGUCACGCAGCUAACAGGCAUUGCCGUGCCGACGGCACUGCUAGCCUCGGCCGGUCAGCUGCAAUCGGUGGCCGGUGGAUCGAACAGCUCGGCGGGCGCCACCCCCUCCGGUCUAACGACGACGGGGUCGAGCGGUACGCAGCCAGCGCCUCCGAUCGAGCGACUCUCCCGACCGAUGGCGUUCGAUAAGAUGGAAUCACUAGUCCGCGAGAUGCAAGACUCGGAGAACGGUGUGCCAGUGCGCAGCCAGAAGCUAUUCCUGACCUCCAUACCAUCGGCUUUCAUGGGAUACGACCUGAUCGAGUGGCUGAUGGAGCGGCUAAGCAUCGAAGAGUCGGAGGCACUGAACAUUAGCAACCAGCUGUGCCAGCACGGUUACUUCUUUCCCGUCUCCGACUCGAAGACGCUGAUGGUGAAGGACGAUUCCUCGCUGUACCGCUUCCAGACGCCGUACUACUGGCCCUGGCAGCAGAAGGCGCCCGAUCAGAUCGAGUACGCCAUCUACCUGGCCAAGCGGUCGCUCCGCAACAAGCAGCGGCACGGGCUGGAGGACUACGAGACCGAGGCGCUCGCCAGCCUGCACAAAAACCUGAAGGGCAAGUGGGACUUCAUACUGAUGCAGGCGGAGGAGCAGGUGCGGCUGGCGAAGGACCGCAAGAAGGGCGACAAGAUCGUGGGCGACUCGCAGGAGCGCGCCUACUGGCGGGUGCAUCGGCCGCCGCCCGGCCAGUUCACGCCGCUCGAGCCAUGCCCGAUACCGUCACGCGACCGGCAGGGCAAGCCGCGCAAGCGCACGGUCGAGGACUGGCAGCGGGAGGUCGACAUACUGAAGGCGUCGCUCGGGCGGAACCGGGUGAAGAUGUCACAGGCGUGCGAAAGCCUGGUCGUCUACUACGAAACGUUCAGCGAGUACGACCCGAUGAUGCAGCCGCCGCUGCCGUCGAACCCGUGGGUGACAGAGGACGUCAGCUUCUGGCAGCUGAACCACCCGGUGGUGGAGGUGCCGACCGAGAAGCGCGUCAAGCGCUGGGGCAUCUCUAUCGAGGAGGUCGUGUCGGAUCCGACUGGGUUGCAGGAGUUCACGCACUACCUGAAGAAGGAGUACUCGCACGAGAACAUACGCUUCUGGAUGGCGGUGAACGAUCUGCGCCGCUCUUCGCACUCGCAGAUAUCGCGCAAGGUGAAGGAGAUCUACGAAGAAUUUCUCGAACCAGGCGCACCCUGCGAGAUCAACAUCGACGGUAAAACGAUGGAGAAGGUUCAGCUCGGGUUGAAGAAUCCGUCCCGGUUUGCGUUCGAUGCGGCGGCCGAGCACAUCUACACACUGCUGCUGAAGAAGGACUGCUACCCGCGGUUCGUGCGCUCGGAGCACUACAAGAACCUGAUGGCGAACGCGAUCCAGCCGUCGCUCAAAAAGCGCUUCUUCGGCUUCGGCGGCGGUGCCAAGAAGAAGGGUUCAACCUCGACCGCGCCCAACCCAUCGAUGCUUACCCAGCCAUCCACCGGACAGUCUGGGUCGGGCAACGUGAACAGCCUGUCCAAGCGACGUGGCAGCGACCGCAGCCUGUCGGGAUCGGCCCACGAGCUGGCGAUCUCGGGCGUGAAGGACUGUUCCAAAGUGCCACAUUCUCAUAGCCAAAGCAAUCUGAGUGACAUUCCGUACAGCGUAUCGAUCUACCGUGGUGAUAUGCCGUCCGGUAUAUACGAGGGUGUAUCGUCAUCUUCCAGCAGUAGUACACCCGUGCGAGGCAACGUACGAGUGACAGUUGGAAAGCAACAAGAGAUGAACAAAAAUCUCGGAACGACACUCGAGGUAACGCUGGAAGGGGCCGUGUCCGGUGCGUGUGCCGUCUGCCCCUGGGACACGCCCGUCAUCGAAAAGCCGGCCGCCGAGUCGGCCGUCUCGGUCUCGGUGUGCCCGUGGGACAGUGCCGACGCCAAGCUGCCCACCAAGACGGACAGCACCAACAGCAGCAAGUCGAAGCAGCACGGCGACCAUCAUCCGCCGCACAGCACGGCCGAGAUCAGCGAGGUGUCGGAGCGGAUGAAGCGCUCGUGCGGUUUGCGCCAGAACACGCUCGACGGUGACUUUCACAGCACCAAGCGGUUGGCACCGGUUGUGACCGAGCAGCGACGGGCUUCCAUGACGAUGGCGCCGAGACUGUCCGAUCUGCAGUUCUGUAUGCGCGCGAACUCGACCGGCAGUGGGGCGACGCCGCCCGACAGCACCGCCUGCCUGGCGAACCUGCCGUCCCAGCAGCAGCAGCAGCAGCAGCAGCAGUACCUGCAUCACCAGUCGUCGGUGCGCAUUUCGCAGGGUUCGCUCUCGACGAGCUUCGAGGAGAAGGAGGAGGGAGGCUCGGGCACGGUGUUCUACCAGCAGGAUGGAACGUCCGGCGCCCCUACUCCGAUCGGCGAGGAGCGCGCUGGACAGGUCGGUACGGUGGCGGAGGACGUAGCGCAGCAGGACCGUGGCCCGGGCGACAAUCCGGAUGCGGCUGAAGGGGCGGCAGGGGCACGCGACGCGACGCCCCAAGCGCAGCCGGACGCGGACGUGCCACCACUGCUGUCCACCGCCACGUCCACCGAGCCGCUCGGUGCGGCUACUGAGCUGGUCGGCACGCAGCAGCAGACGUACGGCGGCGUACCAGCGGCUACGGCGUGCCCCACAUCGAACCCCACCACCACCACAAACACCACGAUCACCACCACCACCACUACUAUCUGCACCUCGUCGGCCGGUGCGGGCCGGGCGAAGGCGAGGGAGGCAAACAGUCAGCGUCCGACGAACGUGGACACUGCACCGGAAUCAACCACAGGCACCCCUAGGAUAAGUGUAAUCUAUGCAAACACACCCGACGACGACGAGCCGGCGGAGGAGUACGAGCUGGCAGUGGGCCGCGAGCCGGAGGCGGCAGUGCGGGAGGCAAGCGUCCAGCACGGCAGCCCAGCGGCGGAGCCACUACUGGACAGUGCCAGCGUCGCGACGCAAACGGUGGACGUGCUGCUGCUGCAGGGUGUCGACGCCGCCCAGGACCUGUCGCCGCUCACCGAGGCGGAGGACGGCUUCUACGGGGAGGCACUGCGGCGGCAGCACCACCACCAGCACCAGCAGCACCACCCAUCCGAGUACGACAUCAUGAUGGACGGUGGCGAGAGUGGGCUGCUGCCCGGGUGUGUGGCGCCGGCCCCUACGCCCGCACCCUCUAUCGCGCCGCUGGCCGAGGUCGAGCUGGACCCGCCCGACGACGAGCCGGACGAGGAGGAGCAGGAGGACGGCGGGGGGCAGGAGGAGGAGGGGACCGGGCGGCUCGACGGGGAGCCCACGGGAGCGGCCCAGGAGCCACCGGGUGCGGCGACGCUAGGAGCACCACCACAGCAACCACCGUCCAGCUCCGGUGCGGGAGGCGCGGACGAGCUGGCGAGGCGCCGCAAGCGCCGGGAGCGCAAGGACCGUCCCCCCGAGCCGGGCACGUUGCGGGCGCAGAAGAGCGAGGAGGAGAACAGCGAGCGGAAGGGCGAUGCCGUCUGCCCGUGGGAUGACGAGAGCGAAUCAGCGGCGGAUGAUGCACCGUACGUGAAGACCUACUCCACGCUGGGCUACCUGUAGGGUGGUUUCGGUGGAGCUAGAACCAUCCUACAGGUGAUAGAAGCGGCCGGGUACGCAAUUGCGAUAUAGUGGAACGAACGGCAUGAUACGGAAUCAGGAGCCAAACGCAUCCAAGCGAAGCCAGCAGCCGUUUGAUACAGCAUCGUUCAGUACAGUGCCCGUGUACCGUUUGCAGCACAGAGUUUGACUUCGUACUCCUUCGGUGUCGGUGUCGGUGUCGAUGCAUUACCUACACACAUUCGAUGUGGUUUAGUUCUCGGUUGAUUGAGUGUCUCAAACUCCACUGUUGGUCGUAAUCAUUUCUGCUCACUGUACAAAGGCGUUGACUCUACUUUAAAUUGUUGCCUUCAGUUUUGCCAUAAUUCCAAUUCGUGUCUUGUUGUUUUUUUUUUCAUUUCUUGUGAUUAUUUCUGGAACCAGAACUCCUUUUUUGCCUAUCUUGUUGAGCAUGCUAGCGUAACGAACCACCUGCUUGCGCGAAACGUCUCAUAACGCACGGCACAUUCGGCAUAUCGAUUCCCUGGUCGGCCAAAUCGAGCAGCCGGUCCCCGGGCCCAGGCCGAAUAAGAGAUUCCAGUGGCCCCGUCGGCGUGUAGGUUGUCGCGCGGGUGCAACCGCAAACCGAUCAGCUUCGUACCGACGGGAUGAUUUCGCACGAUCGCCGGGUUGCUGAUCAGCUCCUAUCCGACUGGCCGAAACAUCGGUCGGACACGUGAUGAGCCUCCGUGUGGUACCGGAUGUCGGAGUGAGCCAACCAACUGUCAGCUGCUGCCCGGUGGCUGUGGUGAUUCAUCAACACCAUCCCUCCCGAAGCGAUCGAUACCCGAAGCUGAUCCGGAGCCUUUGCCAAGCAUCCCGUGCCGCCGCCUCGCCGUUGAAACCAUGCCCGGUUCCUCUGGCGGGUAGUACAUACACGCUGCCAGUGCCACCUUGACAAGCGAAUCUUGGAGCCUCCGUCGCGAUUAGCUACGGCAGGCUUGGGCCCGGCCGCGAUUCUGCCUUCGAUUUGUGGAGCGGGUUGAACGGGUGGGGGAAUGCAGAUAGUAGCAACAAGAAACAACAAUAACAACAAACCCGCACUUGAAAGCACGUUUGGCAUUAUACUAGCAGCAGCACUCUUACAAGCAGUAAUAUCAGUCUUCCGAUUUGAGAGUGAUGAUCGCACACGCGCACACGUUUGCGGCGUCGGCGCACCAAUGGAUGUGAUGCAAGUGCUGCCAGAGACCUCAGGGUUUUAGACCGGUUGCGGUGCAAUAAUUUCGAAUAUAUCUCAAAACGUACACAUAGUACACAGUUACCAGGCAACGUACGCUCGAAACACAUCAUACUCAUACGUACGCAUCUAGCAGUAAUUAGUGGAAAGGAGAUGGAGCUGACAACAAUGUAAACCUUUAAAGCAACAGCAAACAAAAUUAUUAGGACACUCCGUUGAUAUCAUGCGGAGUAUAUUACUCAUAGUAGUCAGGUUAGUAAUUACUGCAGUUGGAGCUCCGCAGCUCCACCAGCGCAGUAGUGGUGGAUAACGGGAAGCGUUAACUGAUUGUGCUACAGGGCCAGCUCAGUGCACGCGUUGGCUUAAUAUUUAGCAACUAGUGUACGAACGGGGGCAUGGACUCCAGUCUGUAGUAACCAAAAAAAAAGAAAAAAAAAGAAAAAUAGCGUUUUUAACUCAAAUCACUCAAGUCUAGAGCUAAC